Messenger RNA from Trifolium pratense (red clover), 1569 nucleotides. RefSeq lists its product as uncharacterized. The transcript is spliced from 2 exons. Bases 449 to 1348 code for a protein of 299 amino acids. Lineage: Eukaryota; Viridiplantae; Streptophyta; Magnoliopsida; Fabales; Fabaceae. The record is from RefSeq and is a predicted model, not a curated record.
UUCUAUUUUCCAAUUUAGUUGAUUUGCAAAGAUUUGUUGUAAUUACCCUAUGUAGAGCAAGCUGUAUGUAUUGUAUAUAAAUUAGCCUUUGAGCAUCAAUACAAUAACAACGAAUUCUGCCUCAUCCUAUUUCAUUAUGGCAUCAGAGCGUGGUCUUGAGGAUCAGGCGAUGAAAAAGGAUGAUGGCAAUAAGACAAAUGAAAAAUUCAACAAAGAUGGAAGUGGGUCUCAUUUGAAGAAACAGACAUCUCCCUAUGAUCUGUAUUCAAAUGAUAACCCAGGAAAUAUCAUUACCCAAGUACAAUUGAAGGGUGAAAAUUAUGAUGAAUGGGCUCGUGCAGUCCGAGGCUCGUUGAGGGCACGACGAAAGUUUGGAUUCGUAGAUGGAUCGAUUUAAAAACCUGAUGAAACUGCUCUUGAAAUCGAUGAUUGGUGGACUGUUAAUUCCAUGAUUGUUUCAUGGAUUUUCAAUACGAUUGAACCGAAACUUCGAUCGACCAUCACAUACAGAGAAAACGCAAAAGAAUUGUGGGAUGAUAUUAAACAGAGGUUUGAUAUCUCAAAUGGACCUCGCAUCCAACAACUGAAAUCUGAAUUGGCAAAUUGCAAACAGAAUGGAGACCCGAUUGUGACAUAUUUUGGACGGAUUAAGAAGCUGUGGGAUGAAUUGAACGACUAUGACCAGAUACCCGUGUGCACAUGCAAUGGGUGUAAGUGCGGCAUAUCUGCGGCGCUAAAUAAGAAGAGAGAAGAGGAGAAGCUUCACCAAUUUUUGAUGGGCCUUGAUGAGUCUCAAUUCAGGACUGUGCGGUCUAAUGUCUUGAGUCUAGACCCGCUGCCGAAUUUGAACAGAGCAUACCAGAUGGUGGUGCAAGAGGAAAGAGUCGGAGUAAUGACGCGAGGCAAGGAAGAACGUGGAGAUCCAAUUGCUUUUGCUGUCAAGAGUGGCAGAACAUCGAGUUGGGAAAAGAAACCUCACACGGGGUCAGAGAAACCAUGCUCACAUUGCAAACGUGAGGGGCAUGAUAUCGACUCAUGUUUUGAGAUAGUGGGUUACCCAGAAUGGUGGGGAGAUAGACCACAAUCUGACGGUCGUGUGAAUGGACGCGGAAAGCAUGUGCAUCGAUCAUUGAGUGGUGCGGGAAAAGGAAGAGGGAAUAAUGCAAAAGUUAAUAUGGCUCAAGUUGUUGAUGACACUGAAGCAAUGGCAAAUGAAGAUGAUCAGGUGCUGCCGGGAUUGAGUUCAAAGCAGUGGAAUGCUAUUCUCAAAGCGGUUAACGCACAAAAAGGUGGGACAAGUACAAGAUUGACAGGACCGCAUUUCGAGGAUGAUGAUUGGAGCGGGUGAAGAAUCAGAGGGGCUUUAUGUGCUUAGUGUGGCGACACCAGUCCGUGCAUACCGAGCAAAUGUCAUUGGAUUUUGUGAGUUGUGGCAUAGAAGAAUGGGGCACCCAUCAUCUAAGAUAACUAGUAUGUUACCUGAUGUAAUUCAAAAGAAUAUUGAUACUAGAAUAAAGACGUGUGAUGUUUGUUUUAGAGCCAAACAAAUAAAAGAAUCAUUUUUGUUGA